AUGAAGGGGUUUGGAAACUUUGACAGAGUGGUAAAGGUGUUUAGUUCGAGGAAGAUUCUAAAGCUAAAUUAUCAAUUAAAGAAGAUAUUAUGGUCCAAUAAAGUUUUAUUAAAAGAGUCAAAGGGAAGAUCGUUUGAUAAUUCAUUAAUAUAUUGUGGAAUCAACAAUAUUAAUAUAAUAAGCAAUGGAUUAAGAUCUCAAAAAACAACCUAUAUCUCAAAACCUAUAAACAUACUAUCAUUUUAUCUCUCAAUAUCAGGAAUCGUGUACCAUAUCAAGGCCAGAGUUAAAUUAAAUGAUAAAACGUGUGAAUCUAGAACGUUUUACACACCCUCGAAAUCCUCAUUGGUCCUUCUGUCAACAAUAUCUGAUAAAAACAUAAUACUCAUUUUUUUAAAAUAUUUCGGCGUAGAUUUAAAAAAUGUGUACGAUAUUAAACACCUGCUACUGCUAUAUUCUACAAUAGACAAACAGAUGGCUCCAGAACAUUACUCUCAAAUAAUUAGGACUCAUUUACAUCAGAAAGAAGGGCCUAACCUUGUUAAACUCGAACAUUCAGAGAAUAAUUUAAUAAAUUUCGAGGAGCCUUGUAUGAAUAUGAAAGAUUCUAAUACUAUAGUGGAUCAAUUGAGCUUAAUUCAGAAAUCACCAUCUCUUUUGGUACCAUUUGCUAGAAUACACAAUCUCAGGAGUUAUUUAUAUUCCAAGUACGGAAUCAACAAUGAGACUUUUAACCUGAGGUUUGAAACUGUUUACAGAGAAAUCAAGUCAAACCCAAGGAUUUAUUCCCCAGUUUACGAAAAAAAGCUCGAUUCUGGUACUUUGAGGCCCAAAAUACUGGAGGAAAAACUUCUCUCAAGUCUUCUUAACAGCGAUAAAUCAGUUAAACUGAAAUUAGUAUCAAAGCCUGCCGAUUUAAAUGGUAUAAUACUUUACCGUUUUGACGGUAAGAUAAUUUUGAAUAUAAACUCGUUCUAUGUUGAUGAGCUCGAGGGUGAGAUAUUUCACUUGUACGGAUUGGUAAACGAAGGGAAUUUCAAGUAUUUUAGCGAUAAGAAAGUGGGUGACACAGUACAGUGUGCACACGAAGAUUCGGAAAACAUCAGAAUUAAGUUUAAUGAUGAGAAGCCAUGUAUACCAGUAAAGAGGUUUAACCAAGAAUCACUAGUCUACAGUUUAAGGAAAUGUAUUAAUUUAAUGAGUAGGGCAUACCAUGGGACGAAUCAAUGUUGUGAGUGGAGUCGACAUCACCAGAGUCUAACCCGUGAGAAAUAUACCUAUUCCAUACCCAAACCCCUCCCUUAUCAUUCUCAUGAACCCAUGGGAUUCAGCCUUUUGAAGGUUCUGUGA
This is a messenger RNA of Theileria annulata, 1350 nucleotides long. RefSeq lists its product as uncharacterized. The transcript is spliced from 5 exons. NCBI's taxonomy places the organism in Eukaryota, Apicomplexa, Aconoidasida, Piroplasmida, Theileriidae. Bases 1 to 1350 code for a protein of 449 amino acids. The record is from RefSeq and is a predicted model, not a curated record.